AUGGCCCGAUCUACAAUAAUCUCAACUUUGCUCUUGAGCUCUUCGCUUUUGGGUUUCGCAAAUGCAAAUACAGUUCAUAUGGGAAUCGCAAAAAAUCAUGCCAAUGAAGCAGCACAAUUACAAAAGCGUCAGCAAUAUCUUCAGCGUCGAGGUAUGGGAGAGGUUGUUCGAGUUACAGAAAGAGCAGAUACAGUGACGGCAGAUUUGGGAAAUGCUUUGACGAGUGGUCUAUACUAUGCAAAUGUUACAGUGGGAAGUCCGGCACAACAGCUGAGCUUACAGAUCGAUACGGGUAGUUCUGAUGUUUGGGUACCAAGUGCGAGUGCUACCAUUUGUGAGGAUACUAGAGAUGGAGGAUGUCCUGGUGGGAGCUUUGACUCCUCCAGCUCCACAACCUUCCACGAAGUAGAUCGAGACGCUUUCAAUAUUUCAUACGUAGAUGGAACUGGAUCGACUGGAGAUUAUUUUCAAGAUACCUUCUCGAUUGGUGGAGCUACAGUCAAAAGUUUUACGAUGGGUCUUGCUACAGACACUUCUAUUUCAAUUGGAAUCAUGGGCAUUGGAUAUAAUAGCUCCGAAGCAAAUAUUCAAACUGGAAAUGGUACUACGUACCCGAAUUUACCGAACGUCUUGGUUUCCUCAGGAUUGAUAAAUAGCAAUGCUUACAGCUUGUGGUUAGAUGAUUUACAAUCAAGCACUGGCUCAAUAUUGUUCGGCGGUAUCGAUACGGAAAAAUAUGUUGGUGACCUCGUCACUGUCAAUGUCUAUCCAAGCUCCCGUGGAGGGUCGGUAACAUCCUUCACUGUAGCUUGGACUUCCCUCUCGGUUCAAUCUUCAUCGGGAACAGAUCAGUUGACCGCACCCAGUUUUGCUCAACCAGCCAUCCUCGAUUCUGGAACCACCAUUACUCUUUUACCUGAUGAUGUUGCCGCUGUCAUCUUCGAAGAACUUGGAGCAACAGUAUCUCAACAACUUGGCGCAGUAGUCGUUCCCUGUUCUCUAGCUCAGAAAUCUGGAAGCAUAAACUACGGAUUUGGAGGAGUGGAUGGUCCUACUAUUAAGGUUGAUGUAUCACAACUCGUAUUACCUCUCACCACAAGUGAUGGACGUACACCAACUUACAGCAAUGGUGAUCCAGCUUGUCAACUCGGUAUUCAAGCCGCCGGUUCGAACCCUACGCUUUUCGGGGAUACAUUCUUACGAUCAGCCUAUGUUGUUUAUGACCUCGAAAAUAACAGAAUUGGACUCGCGCAAACCGAUUUUAAUGCUACUGGGUCCAACAUCGUACCAUUCCCAAGCGUAGGUGCAGCCAUACCAAGUGCAUCAAGCGCACCCAAUGAAGCAGCUGUUACACAGACAGCUUCUGGCAACCCAAGGAUUGGUGUUACGGCAACUGCGACUGGGACUGGUCAAGCAACUUACAAUCCAACUGCCACAGGAUUGAAUGCUGAAGCAGGCUUCACUUCAACAUCAACAUCAACUAGUACUGGGAAGAAAUCUGCAGGAUCAUCAGGCCCUGGACCAUUUGAAUGGGCUAGAGUUUUCGUUGGUGGUAUUGCGAUGAUUAUGGUUGGUGUUGGUGGUGGAAUCUUUACUCUUUUGAUAUAA
Molecule: messenger RNA, 1608 nt
Organism: Sclerotinia sclerotiorum 1980 UF-70
Lineage: Eukaryota; Fungi; Ascomycota; Leotiomycetes; Helotiales; Sclerotiniaceae
Exons: 3
Coding region: 1-1608 (535 amino acids)
Biological process (GO): proteolysis
Molecular function (GO): aspartic-type endopeptidase activity
Source: RefSeq, a predicted model, not a curated record